AUGGAGCGUGCAUGGGUUGCAUCAUGCUGGAAGUUUCCGUGGCUACAUGACCCUAUUCAACUUACACCUCGACUCAAUCUCGAUAACAUUAACAAGGCGUCAGUGAGGGCUUCUGCCGCGAGAGCUGUUGGAAUACCAGAACUGGCAACUUUGCCGCCAGUGGUCUUGCAGAUGAUCAGGUCAUUUGUGCCACAUCACUCGUUGUGGAAGUUCAGCUCCAUCCAAAAUGUUGCAGAAAGUAUGUCCUCGUUGGGAACUGAUAUCGAGAGUUACCCAUUGGCCAGCAUCAAGUCAUGGCAACGUGGACAGCCAGUUGUCUGUGAUAAAGGCGCAUUGAAAGACUUCGUUCUCAGACUAACUGUCGAUCGCGAUGGCCUCAGUAAAAUUGAGAAACUGGAGAGCUGGCCCGAGUAUAUUCAGAUUCGGUCUAAUGCUUUUGCUUAUCUCUUCGUCGUGCUCAUCCGAGCAGCAAAAGCACAUGUUGAUUUUAAGCUUGGGCGAGCCUGCUUGAAAACGACUUCAGGCUUCGGAUACGGGGAGUUUUGGGACACGCCAACCCCUCCAGAUAAUGGACUAAACAUGUUCGCAGUACCAAUCGACCGCGAUGGUGCUAUCCGUUUCCGAACGGUAGAUCUCUGCAAUAUCACCGGUCUGACAUUCUUCUAUUUGAGAGGUUGUAUCAUGGGGGUUCGCGCUCACACAGCCGACUCGCCAACAGCAAAAGCCACUUUGGAUAAGAUAUCAACAAUACACCCGAAGUACUUGAUGUGGGCGUAUGUACCAAUUUCGAGUAAAGACAGUCUUGUGAGGAUUGGCGUACGCGAUAGUAUGGAAGUUUAUCUGCCUCCAUCGUUUUUGAAACCGACAGUGCUGAUAUCAAUCAAGCUCGCCGGUGAUUUCGUGCUAGGUCCUGAUUAUGGAUCUUCCAAGAAAGAAUACUUUUCAGAAGAGGAGCCGACCUCAUUUGUGUACAAUGUUCCGCAUAAAAGAGGCCACGGCAUAUAUGGAGCAGUAAGUGACAAGAAAGGUAACGGGCCUUCAGCACGAUUCCCCCGGAUUCUUCCCAACAGAGGAUGUCCCCCAUAUCGUGGCUGCCUUUACUUCGAGGCCCCGGCAAAGGAUAUUGUUCACGUCGGUGUCUAUUACGAGGAGGCCAGCGGAUAUUGCAGAGGACUCCUCCUUGAAUACGCCAACGGCGCUCAGAGGGCGCUGGGCCAAUGCCGAGUCGGGGUUGAUCCCUUCAAGUCUUAUGAUAAGCCAAACUGGCUUUGCUAUUCCCAUAGCUUCGACGAUAACCCUUUCGAUCGGAUUAUGCAAUCUAAAGUCGAAUACAGCACUGGUUCGAAGAGUCAUGACGAUGAUGAAAGGGGUAUGUUCUCUCACUGGACAUGUACUCGCAUGGACGGGACCCUCGAAUUCGCGUGUGAUCAUAGAAUAGCUGAUUUGGACUCAUAUGACUGA
This is a messenger RNA of Fusarium verticillioides 7600, 1461 nucleotides long. RefSeq lists its product as hypothetical. The record is from RefSeq and is a predicted model, not a curated record. Bases 1 to 1461 code for a protein of 486 amino acids. The transcript is spliced from 3 exons. NCBI's taxonomy places the organism in Eukaryota, Fungi, Ascomycota, Sordariomycetes, Hypocreales, Nectriaceae.